AUGGGUAAACUUGAAGGAAAAAUUGCUCUCAUCACAGGAGGUUCUGAUGGUAUUGGUUUGGCUACUGCUAAACGAUUUGUCGAUGAAGGAGCAGAACAUGUUUUCAUCACUGGACGACGUCAAACUGCACUUGAUGAAGCCAUAAAAAAGAUUAAUAGCAAAAAUGUCACUGCUGUGCAAGGAGAUGUAUCCAAUAUGGCUGAUCUUGAUAGAUUAUACAGCUUGAUUCAAAAAGAAAAAGGUCGUUUAGAUAUUCUCUUCGCUAACGCUGCAAUUUUCGAGACCGCACCAAUUCAUUUAGUUACUGAAAAACAUUUUGAUGAUACAUUCAAUAUCAAUGUUAAAGGUGUUUUAUUUACUGUACAGAAAGCUUUACCAAUUUUUGCCAAUGGUGGAUCGAUUAUAUUGAAUGCAUCAGUUGGAUCUAUCAAAGCAUAUCCAAAUGAAAGUGUUUACAGUGCUUCAAAAGCGGCUGUUCGAUCUUUUGCUCGGUGCUGGACAGUCGAUCUAAAAGAACGUCAUAUUCGAGUAAAUGCUGUAAGUCCAGGACCAAUAGAUACACCGAUACUAAGAAAUGUAGGAAACACUGAAAACGAACAGAAAGAAUAUGUCGACGCAUGUGCAGCUGCUACAACAAUGAAUCGUCUGGGUACACCUGAUGAAGUUGCUAAAGUUGUGGUUUUUCUUGCUUCAGAUGAUAGUAGCUACGUAACAGGUAUAGAACUUUUCGUUGACGGUGGUAUGGGACAGAUUUGA
This is a messenger RNA of Rotaria sp. Silwood1, 756 nucleotides long. The record is from the annotation of a GenBank genome assembly. Lineage: Eukaryota; Metazoa; Rotifera; Eurotatoria; Philodinida; Philodinidae.